UCAUAAAUUAAUAAAUAAUCGAUGUUUCAAAAAAAAUUUUUUUACUGUAAUCGGUUUUCUAAAUAUUUUGAGAAAGCGCACCUUGGUGCUCUCGGGUUAUUGAAAGAAAUGCAUCAGGUAACCUGUACGAGUUGCGAAAAAAAUAUACUUCUAAUUGAAAAAACGAUGCUUCAUUCGAAUUAGAAAUGGCAAAGAGGACACAACCAGCACGGCAUCUGCCAGAUAGGAAGGACGCCCCCGUGCUGCGAUUGUACAACAGUCUGACGAAAGAAAAGGAAGUGUUUGUCCCGCAGUUUGGAAAUCGCGUUUCGUGGUACAGUUGUGGACCUACUGUUUACGAUGCGUCGCACAUGGGCCAUGCAAGGUCAUAUAUAUCUUUUGAUAUUUUACGCCGUGUAAUGUCAGACUAUUUUAAAUAUGAUGUCUCAUAUGUGAUGAAUAUUACUGAUAUAGAUGAUAAGAUUAUAAAAAGAGCAAGGCAGAACUACUUGUACGAAAAGUACAUGGAAGAAAAUCACAGCCUUAAUGGAAUAUUAGAUGACAUCAGAGAAGUAAUGACUAAUUUUGAGAAUGUUGUAAAAACUACAAAUUGCGCUGAUAAAAAGUGCAUGUUAGAGAAGAUGUUUAAUAGAAUAACGAAAGCUAUUGAAGAUCUGCAGAAGGCGGUGAAAGAGAAGGAUGAAAAAAAGAUCUUAGAGUCUCAAGAAGCAUUAUUGAGAGAGGCUAGAGAUCCCUUAGCUAAUUGGUUAGAUGAUAUUAAAGGUAGCACAGUCACAGAACACUCCAUAUUUAAUAAAUUAUCACAGCAUUGGGAAGCGGAAUAUCAUAAAGAUAUGGAUGCUUUAAAUGUAUUAAAACCAAACGUGCUCACGAGAGUUAGUGAAUAUAUACCUGAGAUAAUAGCGUUUGUACAAGGAAUAAUAGGCAAUGGAUUUGCUUAUGAAAGUAAUGGAUCAGUAUAUUUUGACGUAAGCAAGUUUGAUAAACAAGAGAAACAUUUUUAUGCUAAGCUUGUACCAGAAGCAUAUGGCGAUACGUCAAGUUUGGAAGAGGGAGAAGGUGACUUAAGCAUUACGGCAGAUAAGCUCUCUGAGAAGAAGUCGGCAACAGACUUUGUGCUCUGGAAAAGCUCAAAGGCCGGUGAACCCUGGUGGGACAGUCCCUGGGGCAAAGGACGUCCAGGAUGGCAUAUCGAAUGCUCAGCCAUGGCGUCCGCAAUUCACGGAAAAAGUUUAGACAUUCAUACAGGCGGGGUGGAUCUUAAAUUUCCCCAUCAUGAUAAUGAACUCGCACAAGCGGAAGCGUAUUUUGAUAAGCCCUAUUGGGUCAGUUAUUUCUUGCACUCUGGCCACUUGACUAUAGCUGGUUGCAAAAUGUCAAAGUCGCUAAAGAAUUUUGUGACGAUACAGGACGCUUUAAAGAAACACUCGAGCAGGCAGCUCAGACUUGCCUUCCUUCUGCAUUCAUGGAAAGAUACUUUAGAUUACAGCGAUAAUACUAUGAAUAUGGCUGUGCAGUACGAAAAAUUUCUUAACGAAUUUUUUUUAAAUGUAAAAUGUAGGAUCAGAAGUUACAGUUUUACUAAAUGGUUCAAUUCCGAACUAGAACUAAAGGAGAAAUUUCAAUUUGCAAAGGAUUCUAUAAAUCUAGCAUUAUGCGACAAUAUCGAUACGAGAACUGUUCUUGAUUUAAUACGGGAGCUCGUGGCAAAUUGCAACGUGUACAUGAAUCAACGUAAAAAUCCAAAUACGGUUCUUCUCAGCGAGAUUGCGAAGUAUAUUACUAAAAUGUUUAUAAUUUUUGGGGCUAUUUCUUCCUCGUAUGACUCAAUCGGAUUUCCAAUUGAUGACGAGGCAGUCAGUAAAAAUGUUGAAGAGACUGUUAUGCCAUAUCUUGAAAUUCUGGGAAAUUUCCGAGAGAAAGUUCGAAAUUGCGCGAAAACCUUGAAGGCAAACGAUAUUUUGCAAGAGUGCGAUCGAUUGCGCGAUGAUAUUUUGCCGAACGUCGGCGUGCGAUUAGAAGACAGUAAUGAAGGCGCUUGUAAAGUAAAAUUAGUUAACAGGGAAGAGUUAUUGAAGGAGAAAGAAAUUAAAAAGAAAUUG
Messenger RNA from Temnothorax curvispinosus, 2102 nucleotides. RefSeq names its product cysteine--tRNA ligase, cytoplasmic-like. Gene Ontology annotation, biological process: cysteinyl-tRNA aminoacylation. The record is from RefSeq and is a predicted model, not a curated record. Gene Ontology annotation, cellular component: cytoplasm. The transcript has 8 exons. NCBI's taxonomy places the organism in Eukaryota, Metazoa, Arthropoda, Insecta, Hymenoptera, Formicidae. The annotation marks the transcript as partial. Gene Ontology annotation, molecular function: ATP binding; cysteine-tRNA ligase activity.